This is a messenger RNA of Acanthosepion pharaonis, 729 nucleotides long. Lineage: Eukaryota; Metazoa; Mollusca; Cephalopoda; Sepiida; Sepiidae. The record is from the annotation of a GenBank genome assembly.
AUGUCAAAGGGCAGCUGGUAUUUUUCUCCUCAUUUACAAGUUGAUUUUCUUCUUUCUUCCGCAUUGAUAUUCUUUGCUCUCUCUCCUCCCUUUGGCAUUCUCUUUCUUUCUCUUUCUCUCCCAUUCUUUCUUUCUUUCUCUUCCUUACUCUAUCAUUCUUUCUUUCUUUCUCUUCCUUACUCUAUCAUUCUUUCUUUCUUUCUCUUCAUUACUCUAUCAUUCUUUCUUUCUUUCUCUUCUUUAAUCUAUCAUUCUUUCUUUCUUUCUCUUCCUUACUCUAUCAUUCUUUCUUUCUUUCUUUUACUCAUUCUUUCUUUCUUUCUCUUCAUUACUCUAUCAUUCUUUCUUUCUUUCUCUUCUUUAAUCUAUCAUUCUUUCUUUCUUUCUCUUCCUUACUCUAUCAUUCUUUCUUUUUUCUCUUCCUUUCUCUAUCAUUCUUUCUUUCUUUCUCUUCCUUUCUCUAUCAUUUUUUCUUUCUUUCUCUUCCUUUCUCUAUCAUUCUUUCUUUCUUUCUUUCUUUUUUUCUUUGGUAUAUUCCCCCCCCUUUUUUUACUUCAUUUGAGUGUCAUUGUUUUCUAUGUUACAUAUUCGUUCUUUGUUUCUCUUUGCUUCUCUCCUAACACGAUUUUCUUUAUUUUUCUUUCUUCUUUCAUUCUCUCUUCAUCAUCUCAUUUCUCUUUUAAAUGUUUUGUCUUUCUUCCUUUUCGACAUCUUAUUCUUCCUUUUUGA